Molecule: messenger RNA, 1884 nt
Organism: Kazachstania africana CBS 2517
Lineage: Eukaryota; Fungi; Ascomycota; Saccharomycetes; Saccharomycetales; Saccharomycetaceae
Gene: RRN3
Product: rDNA-binding RNA polymerase I transcriptional factor
Exons: 1
Coding region: 1-1884 (627 amino acids)
Biological process (GO): transcription initiation at RNA polymerase I promoter
Cellular component (GO): nucleus
Molecular function (GO): RNA polymerase I general transcription initiation factor activity; RNA polymerase I core binding
Source: RefSeq, a predicted model, not a curated record
AUGAUAGCAAUCACUAAUUCCAACAAACAUCCUGCUCAGGACAAUAUAAGCUCAACGACUUCCAAGAGGCGGAAGGUAGAGUUCUCAAACGAGGUAACAUUUCAUGCGAUGCUAAACAAUGAGAAAAAUGAUGAUGUAACUGGCGUUACAAAUAUAAAUGACGAGGGCUUCUCUAGCGCCAUGUACAAACGUUUUGUGAAGGCUGCACUAGAUGAUCUUGAUAAAAAGGAUACGACGCAACUUAAUAUGAUUGCUAACCAACUAUCGUUUCCUGUAAAGAGUCCAGAAAGGAUAAAUCCAGAAAAUCUAAAUGUCCUAUUAGAUAUUUUGUCAAGUAAUAUCAAUAAAAUCGACUCUACUCGUGGUAACAAUCUAAUUCAAUCCAUCAUCAAUUUUGAAAAAUGGUGGGAGUUACCAUCGCCAUCGCUAAAUAAGUAUAUGUUCUUCAUUAGAAUCCUGUGUUCGAGUAUACCCAAGUGGUGGCAAGAUGUUUCGUUAAACUUAAUUUCUAAUAUGACUUUGCCUCUUUCAAAAACUGAGUCUCAUCAUGAAAUUUUGUCAUAUUUCUUAAAAAUGAUACCAUCAUCAAUCAAUUUUAUUGAUUCUUAUUUAGUCAAGUUCUUCCCAAAUAAAAACGAUACCAAGAAGAAAAUUGUUAAUUAUGUUUCAAACAUGUUGAAGUUGAUAUCUUAUUGUAAAGAAUUAAGAUUUCAAAUCUGGUCCUUAAUAAUCGAAAGAGUUAUAUCUAUUGAUGUUGAAUUACAAAAUGAACUAGAUGAAAUGGAUGAUGAUAUUGAAGAUAAUUUUGAAGAAAGUGAAGAUGAGGACGAUGAAGAUGAUGAGAAUGACGAUGAUGAGGAUGAUGAACUUUUAAAUGAUGUCGGUGGAGUAGAGAGUGAUGAUGAAAGUAAGUUGGAUGAGGAAGAUGAUGAAAUGGAAGGUGAUGAAGAAUAUAACGUUGAAGCAACGCAGGGCAUUAAAGAGUUGUCACUAAAGCUUGAUUCAAUAAUGAUGAUAGUAAGCGAUUGCAUCGGUAAAGAAUUGACACCAGAGAGUCUAGAGUCUGGCGAAGGUAUUGGUAUAUUCAAUACUUUGAUUACUCUAUUUAAAACACACAUCCUACCAACCUAUUAUACCAGAUCUAUCCAAUACAUUAUGUUUCAUAUUUCACAGCAACAACCGGAAUUAAUGGACUCUUUUCUAGUUACAUUGAUAGAUACAUCAUUUUCAACAAAUGAAACAUCAGAAAAGAAAAUCAAAUCUCUACAGUACUUGGGCUCCUAUAUUGCCCGUGCUAAGAGACUAUCAAGACAACAAAUUGUAUUUGUUGCUAGUUAUAUUACCUCCUGGCUAAAUAGAUAUGUCAUUGAGAGAGAAGAGGAAGUUGACCAACCAGGCGGCAUGGAGAGAUUUAAGCAUUUUUACGCAGCAUUUCAAGCAUUAUGUUAUAUUUUCUGUUUUAGACACAACUUCUUUAAGGAUCAAGAUGGUAACUGGGAAAUUGAGCUGGAUAAAUUUUUCCAGAGGAUGAUUAUCUCAAAAUUCAAUCCUCUCAAAUAUUGUAAUGAGAAUGUCAUGCUGAUGUUUGCAAAGAUUACUCAGAAGGAGGAUAUUGCCUACUGUUUCAGCAUAAUUGAAAAAAAUAAUAACGAAAGGUUAAGAGGUAUUAUGGGUAAAGCAGAUAAUCCAGGCAGUGAUUCCAAAAAACAACUUGCAUCUGCAUCGACAUGGUCACUGGCUACAAGACAACAGUUUAUCGAUUUGCAAAGCUAUUUCCCCUUUGACCCACUAUUUUUAAAGAAUUAUAAACGCAUGAUGAAAGAUUACUAUAUUGAAUGGAGCGAGGCAAGUAGUGACUACGAGAGCGAUGAAUCAGAUGAGUGA